AUGUCUGAAGUAUCUCCCAUUGAUUGGCAUCUACCCAAAAGCCAACAGGAGCAGCUGGUUAAUGGAGACCUCCCCAACGCUGCAGUAUCCGAAUGCAAUAUAGACACCCUUCCAGAUGAGCUCCUAUUCGAGAUAAUCAACCAGGUCUUUCUCGAUGACGUCGACGACGUUUGGACGAUCAGUUUCACCAACAGACGUCUGCAUCGGGUUGCCAAAGAAAUCUUGUAUAGCUCGUACUCGACUAGAGAUGCUAUUCCAGGGCUAUUCAUCCGUACGCUUGCGUCCUCUCCAGACCUUGAACGGUGCGUCCAGCAGGUUGAAUGGGAGUACGAGGGCCAUACAUUUAAGUUUCCCAAACAACUUACAUCUGCUGAACUUCGACAUAUCACCGAGAGAGUAGGGUUUGACAAAGUAGGACGAAGGGAAGUUGCGGGGGAAAGUAGGAUAAGGAAGCUGAAUACGUGGCUCGCGGAUCACGGGAGAGAGGAUCAAUUCAACAUAUUCAUGUUGUUCACUCCGAGAGUGAAAAAGGUCGAGAUUGUACCUAGCCUCUGGCCGCGCAAGGCCGUGUGGUUCAAGUCAGCACUAGAACCUCAGAUGUUCUCCAAUUUGCAGGAGGCAUCUAUUGUUCUUGAGCAGAUACGUGUUGGAAACAUCCUUUCGUUGUUCUUGUUGCCGUCCUUGAAAACUCUCAUCUUGGGCCAUGUAGGUAUACAUCGCGACAGAGAUGGGAUAGGUCCACGCCCCGAAUGGGAAGCUGACAAGACGUUCUGGAACCGACUAGAGAAAGUUGGCUCCAGUCUCGAGAACUUGAUACUGCCUAAUGUUGGCGGCGACACACUAGAUCUCGCUCGAGCGCUAGAAUCAUUCCAGGGUCUGAAGAAGUUCAAACUUGCUUUCCAUGGGCAUGGUAUGGGGCCAGAUGAUGUGAACGUACGAACGCUUCUACGCGCAAUCGCAAAUCACCAUGAAUCACUCGCAUCACUAGAUCUCAACGAUUUCCGCGUAGACAACGAUCCAAACACUUUUGAAGAAUUGAGGGUCUUGAAUCGUUUGGAAUGGCUCCAGAUGUGCGGGCAGGUCUUCUAUGGGGUAGUGAAGGAUGAAUGGGGACAGCUCGCCGACGUGUUACCAGGACGUUUCAAGAAUCUACCCAGGCAUAUUAAACAUCUCCGCAUCUCAGCAAUGGAGGAUGGUCAUAACGUGCCCGAAUCUUUGCUGGAAGUCUUGAUCAAUAUGGCCCCUACGAUCAAUACUAUAUUCUCCAACCUAGAAAAGAUAACGUUCUUCGAUUGGCAUCCACAACUCGGCACCUUCCCGUGCCAGAAAAUCUUUGCAGCUUUGCAGAAUGGACUAGCAAAAGCUGGUGUCGAGCUGGAGUCGAUACACAAUGCGGAUGGGUCUAGUGAGGCGUGGUAUGACAGGAACCGUGUUGCUACCACGACUUGGAUUGAACCAGAUUGGGUUUGGGUGGAACUUGUGGAUCCGCUUGAUGGAGACGAAGAUGACUGGCUUCUGGCUCUUUCACAGAAUCUCGCACACCGGAACGAUGCCGAUCUAUGGCCAUUGGACGCUAUGUAG
Alternaria arborescens is the source of this 1581-nucleotide messenger RNA. RefSeq lists its product as hypothetical. The record is from RefSeq and is a predicted model, not a curated record. Gene Ontology annotation, molecular function: protein binding. Bases 1 to 1581 code for a protein of 526 amino acids. The transcript has a single exon. Lineage: Eukaryota; Fungi; Ascomycota; Dothideomycetes; Pleosporales; Pleosporaceae.